AUGGACACGUGCGCAGGAGCCCCCGGCGGCCGCUCCGAGCGGCCCGUGGACGCGGGGGUGGGCGCCGAGAGCCCCUGUGUCUGCAGGGGAGGCGGUCUCGCGGCCGGAGGGUGCGGGUCAUCCCCCAGCUCAGAGAUCUUCAGCGCCCGCGCCCUCCGCGUCCGGUGUGACGGCCGGCCUUCCCCUUUCCUCGCUAGCUCCGGGCCCCAGAACUGCGCCGCCUGCGUUCACGAGGGCAUAUAUGAGGAAGGCGUCUCUAUUUUGGAAAGCGGUUCGGCUUUCCCAGACAACGCUGCGCGCAGGGAGGUGGAGAGCCUGCCGGCUGUCUGUCCCAGUGACGGCUGCACCUGGAAGGGGACCCUUAAAGAGUACGAGAGCUGCCAUGAAGGACGCUGCCCGUUCACGCUGACCGAGUGCCCAGCGUGCAAAGGCCUGGUCCGCCUUGGGGAGAAGGAGCGUCACUCGGAGCACGAGUGCCCGGAGAGAAGCCUCAGCUGCCGGCACUGCCGGGCGCCCUGCUGCUGGGCGGACAUGAAGGCGCAUCACGAAGUCUGUCCCAAGUUCCCCUUGACUUGCGACGGCUGCGGCAAGAAGAAGAUCUCACGGGAGAAAUUCCAGGACCAUGUCAGGGCGUGCGGCAAGUGCCGGGCCCCGUGCAGGUUCCAUGUCGUCGGCUGCCCCGAGUUGGUGGAGAGCGAGAAGCAGCAGCAACACGAGGCCCACUGGCUCCGGGAGCACUUGGCCAUGCUGCUGGGUGGCCUCCUGGAGGCCAAGCCCCUCUCUGGGGCAGGGGGCCACUUCCUGAGCCAGAGCGAGGUGGGGGGCUGGGAAGCCAGCACGCUGCACCCCGAGGCGGGGCUCCCCAAGGCUGCGGAGCUGCAGCAGCGGUGCGAGGCCCUGGAGAGGAAGACCGCCACCUUUGAGAACAUCGUCUGCGUCCUGAACCGAGAGGUAGAGAGGGUGGCCAUGACCGCCGAGGCCUGUGGCCGGCAGCACCGGCUGGACCAGGACAGGAUCGAGGCCCUGAGUAACAAGGUACAGCAGCUGGAGAGGAGCAUCAGUCUGAAGGACCUGGCAAUGGCGGAGCUAGAGCAGAAGGUCCAUGAGAUGGAGGCGACCACGUUCGACGGCGUGUUCGUCUGGAAGAUCUCUGACUUCGCCAGGAAGCGGCAGGAGGCCGUGGCUGGCCGCACGCCCGCCAUCUUCUCCCCAGCCUUCUACACGAGCAGGUACGGCUACAAGAUGUGUCUGCGCAUCUACUUGAACGGAGACGGCACCGGGCGCGGGACACACCUGUCGCUCUUCUUUGUGGUGAUGAAGGGCCCCCACGACGCGCUCCUGCGCUGGCCCUUCAACCAGAAGGUCACGUUAAUGCUGCUUGACCAGAACAACCGGGAGCACGUGAUUGACGCCUUUAGACCCGACGUGACCUCGUCCUCUUUCCAGAGGCCAGUCAGUGACAUGAACAUUGCCAGUGGCUGCCCCCUCUUCUGCCCUGUCUCCAAGAUGGAGGCCAAGAACUCCUACGUGCGCGAUGAUGCCAUCUUUAUCAAAGCCAUCGUGGACCUGACGGGGCUCUAGCUGCCUCUCCCCAGGGUCGGGUGGGGGGUCAGGAACCGCGGGGCUGGCAGC
This is a messenger RNA of Lontra canadensis (Northern American river otter), 1632 nucleotides long. RefSeq names its product TNF receptor-associated factor 2-like. The coding region runs from base 1 to 1581 and encodes 526 amino acids. The transcript has 10 exons. The record is from RefSeq and is a predicted model, not a curated record. Gene Ontology annotation, molecular function: zinc ion binding; ubiquitin protein ligase binding; tumor necrosis factor receptor binding. NCBI's taxonomy places the organism in Eukaryota, Metazoa, Chordata, Mammalia, Carnivora, Mustelidae. Gene Ontology annotation, biological process: activation of NF-kappaB-inducing kinase activity; regulation of apoptotic process; positive regulation of JNK cascade. Gene Ontology annotation, cellular component: plasma membrane signaling receptor complex; cytoplasmic side of plasma membrane.